Molecule: messenger RNA, 615 nt
Organism: Prorocentrum cordatum
Lineage: Eukaryota; Dinophyceae; Prorocentrales; Prorocentraceae
Source: the annotation of a GenBank genome assembly
AGCCGGCAGGGACGCCUCGGCGCCAUUGGUUCACACGCCCUGAGUGCGUCUCGCCGCAGCGAUGCCAAAGAACAAGCUCGGAGGGAACAAGGCCAAGCGCGCCAAGGCCGAUGCCACGAAGGUGAAGAAGGAGCUUGAGUUCAAGGAGGACGGCCAGGAGUAUGGGCAAAUAUUGCGCAUGCUUGGCAAUGGGCGUUGCGAGGUGAGUUGCUUCGACGGCACUAAGCGCUUGUGCCACAUCCGAGGGAAGAUGCGGAAAAAAGUGUGGGUCAACCAAGGAGACAUUGUGCUGGUAUCUCUGCGGGAUUUCCAGGACGAGAAGGGCGACAUCAUCGUGAGGUACACACCCGACGAGGCUCGAAACUUGAAGACGUACGGCGAAUUGCCAGACACCGUCAAGAUCAACGAGACGGACAUAGUGGACGAGCUCAGCGAGGAUGGCGUAGAGUUUGACGAGUCUGCCGGGGUCAACAUCAACGACAUCUGAUUGUCACUAGCCCAGCGUGCACGAAUGCAGGUAGCAUUAUCAGAGUGAGGGGUCCGAACGGUCAUUCAUUGUCCCUGCUUGAUGCGGUGUUGCUGUUGCUGUUGCUGUUGCUGUUGCUGUUGCUGCUG